UUUGUAUUGAGAGCAAGAUCAUGUUAAAUCUUGACACAUUUUACCUGCAGCAUCAAAAAUGGAAAGAAGAAUCUUUGAUAAUUUCGAUUCUAAACGAAUUGUGAUUUUACUGUUAAUUUUUGUUUGUCUUCCACUAAUGAUUCUUCAGCUUUCAACAGCAAUGGAUGAGACUAUUUUUGAAUCUCAAGGAAUAGCUAAUAAUGAAGAUCUAAGAGUUAGAAGAGCUGUAAAUGGAUUUCAGUUUCGAACAAUAAAUUCGGCACCAUGCUCAAUGCCUGGAACAUUUUUGAAUGAGAAACGUAAAAAUGGAAGAUGGUAUUGGUACUGUUAUUACAAUGAUGAGGGAAAUUUGGCUUGGAUGGCAAUGAGAUGUCCCAAUAAACGUUUGUUCGAUCCUAUAAUUCAAAAAUGUGUUGUUAAUUUGACUAGCACUACGGAAGCAACUUCAACAUCAUCUGCAGCAACGACAUUAUCAACAGUGACAAAAGUAACGUUGACGAAGGUUGAAUCUACUACUGGAAUCACAACUUCUUCUUCUUCAUCUUCUUUAUCUUCUUUAUCAUCUUCUUCUACAACGACAGCAUCUUCUGGACCAACAGUAGCAACUGUUACACAAUCUGUAACAACAGUAAAUACACCGUAAAAUGUAGCAGAAUCAUCAACAGUAGGAUUGACUAUUUUAGUAGAUUUUGUAGUAUUUUUUUACUAUUUAUUAGUAGAAACAACAUCAGGAUAAUUAGCAGAAUUAUCAGUGAAACCAAAAAGGUUACAACAAGCUGAAUCAUCAACAUCAUCAUGAGUAUCAUCAGUAGUACUAGUUUCUACAACAGCAUUACUAGUUUCUAUAACAGCAGUUCUGAACAACACUAAUAAUUUUCUAUAACACUAAUUCUGAACUACAAAAAGAAUAUUAAUUUUGUAGUAAAAUGUAACAGUAAUUGUAGCAACAGAAUUGGAUUAACAUAUCUGCGGUAAAAAAAACUUAAUUAUGAGAUUUGAAAUAAAGGAAAAAUUUGUUAUAACAA
Messenger RNA from Leptopilina boulardi, 1025 nucleotides. RefSeq lists its product as uncharacterized. The record is from RefSeq and is a predicted model, not a curated record. Gene Ontology annotation, molecular function: chitin binding. Bases 59 to 643 code for a protein of 194 amino acids. Lineage: Eukaryota; Metazoa; Arthropoda; Insecta; Hymenoptera; Figitidae. The transcript has 2 exons.